AUGAACCUCAGUGCUGCCAACCACCUCAUACCUCUUAGCGAUGGGAACAGCAUUCCUAUCAUUGGCCUAGGCACCUACUCCGAACCUAAGUCGACCCUGAAGGGCGCCUGUGUAGCAUCAGUGAAGGUGGCCAUUGACGUGGGUUACCGGCACAUCGACGGCGCCCAAGUCUACAGAAACGAGCACGAAGUGGGGGAGGCCAUCCGGGAGAAGAUAGCUGAAGGAAAGGUGCGCAGGGAGGACAUUUUCUACUGCGGAAAG
Chrysochloris asiatica (Cape golden mole) is the source of this 261-nucleotide messenger RNA. RefSeq names its product 3-oxo-5-beta-steroid 4-dehydrogenase-like. Gene Ontology annotation, cellular component: cytosol. Gene Ontology annotation, biological process: steroid metabolic process. The record is from RefSeq and is a predicted model, not a curated record. Gene Ontology annotation, molecular function: aldose reductase (NADPH) activity; steroid dehydrogenase activity; ketosteroid monooxygenase activity. The annotation marks the transcript as partial. Lineage: Eukaryota; Metazoa; Chordata; Mammalia; Afrosoricida; Chrysochloridae. The transcript has 2 exons.